This is a messenger RNA of Castor canadensis (American beaver), 2360 nucleotides long. RefSeq names its product calcineurin like phosphoesterase domain containing 1 (gene Cpped1). The record is from RefSeq and is a predicted model, not a curated record. Lineage: Eukaryota; Metazoa; Chordata; Mammalia; Rodentia; Castoridae. Gene Ontology annotation, molecular function: hydrolase activity.
GCAGUUGGGCGAAAUUGAGUCGCGUCGCUCCUUCCCACGUAGCGUGUUUAGGCAAGGCCAGGAACUGUCUCGCCAUGUCCGCUGCGGAGGCGGGUAGUGUUUUCCACAGAGCCCGGGGCAGGACCCUGGACGCGUUUUCUACAGAAAAGGAAAGGGAAUGGAAAGGUCCAUUCUACUUCAUCCAAGGGGCAGACCCACAGUUUGGGCUGAUGAAGGCCUGGUCCACUGGAGACUGUGACAACGGUGGUGAUGAGUGGGGGCAGGAGAUCCGUCUGACUGAGCAAGCUGUUCAAGCCAUCAACAAACUGAACCCCAAGCCCAAAUUCUUUGUUCUGUGUGGUGACCUCAUCCAUGCUAUGCCAGGGUCACCCUGGCGGAAGGAGCAGACACAGGACCUGCAGCACGUGCUAGAGAAGGUGGACCGGGAGAUCCCCUUGGUGCUGGUCAGUGGCAACCAUGACCUGGGCAACAUCCCCACAGCUGAGACCGUGGAGGAGUACUGCCGGACAUGGGGAGAUGACUACUUCAGCUUCUGGGUCGGAGGCGUCCUGUUCCUGGUGCUCAACUCCCAGCUUCUGUUUGAUGCCUCGGCGUGCCCAGCACUGAAGCAGGCACAGGACCGCUGGCUGGACCAGCAGCUGAGCAUUGCAGGGCAGCGCAGGUGCCAGCACGCCAUUGUCUUCCAGCACAUCCCACUGUUCCUACGGAGCAUCGAUGAGGACGACGACUACUUCAACCUCACCAAGGCCGUGCGGAAGGAGAUGGCAGACAAGCUCAGCAAAGCAGGAGUCAAAGCUGUGUUCUCCGGCCACUACCACAGGAACGCUGGGGGCACCUACCAGAGCCUUGACAUGGUGGUGUCAUCUGCCAUUGGAUGCCAGUUGGGCACAGACACCCAUGGGCUCCGGGUGGUCGUUGUCACCGCUGAGAAAAUUGUUCACCGGUACUACAGUUUGGAUGAGCUGAGUGAGAAGGGACUAGAAGACGACCUCGUGGGGCUGAUGAAGACAGGGUGACUCCCCUUUGGGGUCUGCUCACUCCUUACUUCUGUGCUAUCUUAUUUUUCCAGAAGUCACACCCCUCUGCUGAAAUGUCAGAGUAGACCAGGUAGGGCUACUUUGAUGUCUUUUUGCAUAAAUCAAAGUGUUGGGUCCUAUCCUAAAUUAUAGCCAAAAGUCUUUGCAAAAUAGAACUGCCUUUCCUUUGAAAAGGAGGUUCAGGACCUGGCGUGUAUUCUUGAUUAGCAUGAUGUCAGGCUGUCUGCGUGAUGUUUGAGUGAAUUCUCAACUCUGCUUUUGAAUGAGGUUCCCUCUGGUAGCGUGUGAUCGAUGUCUGCCUCUUGACCUCAGAUCCAGCUUAAUAUACAGGUGUGAACUUUGCUAAUUCCUUGAAUAAACUUUAUCUGAUUGUGUUAAAUUGUGGUCACGACUUCCCAAAUGCUAGGCCACACAAACACCACCCCCUUUUCUUCCUAGAAAAGAAAACACCUGUCUCUUCCCUUCCCAGAGCCACUGAGGCUUAUUUUAACAAGGAGCCAAGCAGCCACCCUGCUGGUAAAUUCUGAGACAUUUAUUAUUGGCUGACGGAGAGAACAGAAUAUAGUUGAUACAUUCAGUCAGGACUUCAGUUUGCUUCGGUGACUAUGAAGUCACCUUCAUACACACACUGGCCAUGUAUGAAAAUCUCAUCCAGAAGCCUCUAAAAGCAGCAUGUGAAGUCACCCUUAGCCCAUUCUGUUUGUCCACAGUCACAGUCUGUCUGCAGGCAGCCGGCAGACAGGGUGGGAUGGCAGUGCCUCUUAACUGCAUCUCUUGCAGAGAAAGCAGGAAUUGGUGCAGACUGCCCAAAAGAAGCAAACAAAUUCUGGUGGGCACAGCAGUCCUUGCAGGCACACUGUCUAAAUUGACACCGACUUUGAUUAAAUGCAGCUGGACAGUAUCCCUGGACAAGAGCGUGGGGUACUUGAAAUCCAAGUUGUUUUGUGUCGUCUGCUUAGCUGUCGCUUGUCGGCAGCUCCUGGACACUGUGUACUUUGAUCCUCCUGGUCUUUUAAGCAGUCGUCCAGUGGACAGGUAACCAGAUAUUGCAGACCCUUCAGGGAUUCACAGUAUCAUGCAGUAGUGUUCGGUGACCCUACACUGACUGUACUAAGGGUUACAAAUGAGCUGCAGAGUGCAUUAAAUUUAAAAAAUUCCUUGUUCAGGUUUUAGUCAGUGGUGUAAAACCAUGAGAAAAUAAAUAGAAAGAUAAUUGGAUAUGUAAAUUCGUAAGGAACAAAAGAGGAGAAGUUAAUUAUACCACAGAUUGGUGACACACCACAGCUCAUUGUUAGUGGGCACAAGAAAAUUAAAUUUGUUCCA